AACUUGUUGAAAUGAAUAGAUAGCACAAUAUUUUUUAAAUCAGGAGAUAAAAUAAAUCUCGUUGACAAAUAAACACACUAUAUAACAAAUAUCUUGGAUUGUGUUGUUAUGUUACAAUCUCUGUCACGCCUCUUUUAUCCUUGUCCUGCUCGUUUCAUUUUUCUAUUUUAUACAUACUACUUUUCUCGAAAAGUAUUUCGUCCUCAAUUAACUCUUCCAUGAGAACAAAUAAAAUAUUAAUAGUACUAUAUAAUUGUCGCAAUCAUAUGACAUUAUAUGCAUAAUUUAUACAUGAUUUCAAUAACACAGAGGCACAUAUAUACUUGAUGGAAAGACUUUCUUGAGAGAUCACCGUAGAGCAUGGCCGAGGAAUCGUACGACGAAGAGUGCGACUACCUAUUCAAGGCUGUGCUGAUAGGAGACUCGGCCGUCGGAAAAUCAAACCUCUUGUCGAGAUUCUCGAGAGAUGAGUUUCGGUUAGACUCUAAACCAACCAUCGGAGUAGACUUCGCUUACAGAAGUGUUCGCGUUGCUGAUAAGACCAUCAAAGCUCAGAUAUGGGACACCGCCGGCCAAGAAAGAUUUAGAGCCAUAACGAGUUCGUAUUAUCGUGGAGCCUUGGGAGCUUUACUAAUCUACGACAUCACAAGGCGAACCACUUUCGAAAACAUUAAAAAAUGGUUGUCAGAGCUCAGAGGCUUCUCUAAUCCGGACACCGUCGUCAUUGUCCUCGUUGGUAACAAAUCCGAUCUCCGGCAGUCUAGAGAAGUUGAAGAAGAAGAGGGUCAAAGUCUAGCCGAAUCGGAAGGUCUCUAUUUUCUCGAAACGUCGGCUUUAGAGAACCAAAACGUGGAGGAAGCGUUUCUAAGCAUGAUCGGACGGAUACAUGAGGUUUUGACUCAGAAGAUCGCUUUAGACAAUAGACCCAACGGUGACGGUACGGUCAUUCCCGCGGGUACAGAGAUUGUGAAUAUUCAUGAAGUUACCGCCACUAGACCGUUGAGUACUUCACUCUCAAGUUGUUGUUACAAGUAAAUAAACUGAUUUUCUAUUUUUUUCUUAUUAAUAUUGUUUUGAAAACAUCAGUGAUGUCAAAACUAGCUAGUAAGUAAUUGUUGAAUUGUUGGCUUGGCUGGACUUGUCUUAUACAUUUAAUGAAAAAAAAACACAAAAUGUAACUA
This is a messenger RNA of Camelina sativa (false flax), 1181 nucleotides long. The record is from RefSeq and is a predicted model, not a curated record. NCBI's taxonomy places the organism in Eukaryota, Viridiplantae, Streptophyta, Magnoliopsida, Brassicales, Brassicaceae.